Molecule: messenger RNA, 465 nt
Organism: Hypoxylon trugodes
Lineage: Eukaryota; Fungi; Ascomycota; Sordariomycetes; Xylariales; Hypoxylaceae
Product: putative multi protein-bridging factor 1
Exons: 2
Coding region: 1-465 (154 amino acids)
Cellular component (GO): nucleus
Molecular function (GO): DNA binding
Source: RefSeq, a predicted model, not a curated record
AUGUCUGACGACUGGAGCUCGGUUACCAAGAUCGGCAGCAAGGUCCGCGGUGGUGCUUCCCAACGCGAGACCGUCGUUCGAGGAAACUCGGCCCUCAACGCCGCCAAGCGCUCAGGCGGUUCCAUCGCAACCGAGAAGAAGUAUUCUACAGGCAAUGCCGUAGGCAAAGGCCCCGAAGGCCAACGUCUAACCAAAGUAGACCGCAGCGACGACAUCAUCAAGCCGAACACCGUCGGCAAAGAAGUCGGCGACGUAAUCAGCCAGACGCGACAAAAAAUGGAGCCCAAAAUGACACAAAAAGAUCUCGCGACCAAGUGCAACACAACACCCUCCGUGAUCGCCGAUUUCGAGCGCGGCUCCGCUACUCCCGACCAGAAGAUCCUAUCUGCCAUGGAGCGCGUUCUCAACGUCAAGCUUCGCGGCACCGGGAUCGGCGAGCCGAAGUUCAAGCCCAAAGCUAAAUAA